UGCUCCUCCGUGGAGCUGCGCUGGAGGAUUUUGGAAGAAGAGACACAGAGAAAGAGGGAAGUGGUGACACCGGUGGACUAUUGACUCCACUGGUGAAGCGUUACGGACAUAUUAGCCUCAUAUCCCCGCUGCUCGGGGACAACAGGCCCCUUGUUCGGAACUGGAGGAUCUACAAAGAAGUUGCAUUGUAAGCCUUGAUGGAUGUUAAGAAGAAGAAGUGAUGACAAGUUUAUCUGAAGUAAUCUGACAGGAUGGCAUCACAGGAGGGGGAGGAGCCUCCUCCUAACGGAGGCCAAUCAGACAGCCGUCUAAAGAGCAAGAAGCCGCCCAGCCUUGUAAUAGCCAUCCCCCCACCUGAAGUGAUGAUGUCCCACAACCCUGCUAAACAGCCGCUUCGACCGUCUCUGAAAAAAAGUGAGGGUGGUCAAGCAGCCGGCUCUGUGUCAGACAGCAUGGGUGGAGCUGCAGAACGAGGGUUCUUGACCAGAGACAGGAGGGCGAAGUUAGGCCGACAAACAUCGCUGUCUCAAAGCAUCCGCAGGAAUACAGCCACGUGGUUUGGCGUAGGGGAAGACUGUGAGACCAAGCAGCAGGUAUGGCACAGGAAGAGCCUGCGCCACUGCAGCCAGCGCUAUGGCAAGCUGAAGGCCCAGUACAGAGAGCCCGACACAGCCACCAGCUUCGACCAGGGCCUCGACUCUCCAGCCACACACAAAAUGCCAAAGAUUGUAGAUCCCCUGGCACGGGGAAGAGCCUUCCGCUGCCCAGAUGAGACUGACAGUCGCUCCCCCAGGACGCCCUACUUUGCUCAGGGUGGUCCCUUCACCCCCGGGGUCACCUCGCUCAGCUCUUUCACCAGCCAGCGGUCCGGGUACAGCCGCUUCCCCAAACGCAAGAGGGAGUCUGUCGCUCGCAUGAGCAUCCGAGCUGCAUCCAACCUGCUGAAGGGUCGUAGUGGUUUGCCAGGCUCCCAGGGAGGUCGCAGUUUCCCCAGGAGGAGCUUUGCCAGGCCCAGCUGGAUGGACGAGGACACCGUGGAUUCUGCAGACGCAUCUGAGUCGCUUUUUUUCAGCAAGGUUGAUGCCCACGAUGAGAUGAUCUCAAUGGCCGAUGAUGUAUUUGAAUCUCCACCCAUGUCGGCAUCUUUCGGUCCCUGUGAGCAGCCUGACCAGAAGUUCCCAAGCCUUAAGGACAUAUCUCGGACGCCCAGGACACCAAUAGCAUUGUCCGAAAAGAGCCACCCUCGUCGUGGGCGUCGCAUCGCAUCGCAAGUCAAGCACUUUGCAUUUGACAAACACAAGCGUCAGUACGGCAUGGGCGUUGUGGGGAAGUGGCUGAACCGGAACUACCGACGCAGCAUCAGCAGCAAUGUCCAGAAGCAGCUGGACGACUUCCACAGUCACAGGCCGUACUUUACCUACUGGAUCACGUUUGUCCAUAUCGUGAUUACACUGCUGGCCUGUGGUACAUAUGGUUUUGCCCCUGUGGGGUUUGCACAACAUUCUACAACUGAUCUGGUGCUGAAGAACAAAGGCAUUUAUGAGAGUGUCAAGUUUAUCGAGCAGGAGAACUUCUGGAUCGGCCCGAGCUCUGAUGACUUGAUUCACCUGGGGGCCAAGUUCUCACCAUGUAUCCGUCAGGACAAACAGAUAGUGAGUCUGAUCCAGAAGGCCAAAGACCUGGAAAGAGAGUCUGGCUGCUGCGUGCAGAAUGACAACUCUGGAUGUGUGCAGACCCACAACUCCGACUGCUCUGAGACGCUGGCCACGUUUAUUAAAUGGAACAAGGAGAAUGUGGACAUCAGCAGGUCCUCGGGUUCUGUCUGUCACCAGGAUCCCAGAGUGUGUGAAGAACCUGCGUCUGCACCGCCUCAUACGUGGCCAGACGAUAUCACCCAGUGGCCGGUGUGUACGUUUCCCAAGAAGUCGAACCACACAGGUUACAGACACAUGGACUGUAACAUAAAGGGACGGCCAUGCUGCAUAGGAACUAAGGGCAGAUGUGAGAUCACCACCAGAGAGUAUUGCACUUUCAUGCACGGUUAUUUCCAUGAAGACGCCACACUCUGCUCACAGGUCAACUGUCUGGACGACGUGUGCGGUUUGCUGCCCUUCCUAAAUCCUGAUGUUCCAGAUCAGUUCUACCGUCUGUGGCUCUCUCUCUUCCUCCAUGCAGGGCUCUUGCACUGCUUGGUGUCGGUGGUUUUCCAGAUGACAAUACUGAGAGACGUGGAGAAGCUGGCAGGUUGGGUUCGCACCUGCAUCAUUUACAUCCUCAGUGGCAUCACUGGAAACCUCGCCUCUGCCCUGUUCCUGCCCUACAGAGCUGAGGUGGGUCCAGCAGGCUCUCAGUUCGGUCUCCUCGCCUGCCUGUUCGUCGAAUUGUUUCAAGGUUGGCAGAUGCUGCAGAAGCCGUGGAAGGCCUUUUACAAGCUGUUGGGUAUUGUCCUCUUUCUCUUCAUGUGCGGCCUCUUGCCGUGGAUCGAUAACAUCGCCCACAUCUUCGGCUUCAUCAGUGGCUUGCUGCUCUCCUUCGCCUUCCUGCCCUAUGUCACCUUCGGGACUUUUGACAUGUACCGGAAACGCAUCCUCAUCGGCGUCUCGAUGCUGGCCUACAUUGGGCUGUUCUCAUCCCUCAUCGUUUGGUUUUACAUUUACCCCAUUAACUGGCACUGGCUGGAGCAUCUCACCUGCCUGCCCUUCACAAGCAAGUUCUGUGAAAAGUACGACAUAGACCAUGACAUUAACGAUGUGGUGCACUAGCCAUUAGCCUCUUGAUGCUGUCUAAUACUGGCCCACUAGUUUCUAGCCAAUAUCCAGGGCAGUUGAUUAUUCUGAACUUGCAAUCAUGUUUUUUACUCUCAUUAAACGACCAGGUCCAAAUCCACGAGAAUGGAAACAGAAUCAGUCUCCUCUUGUCAGCAUGCUGAUGUGCUUACUUCUGUAAAUUGUUUAACCUUAGUCAAGUCUAGCAUUUCAAUUUACUAAUCAGCUUGAAGAUUCCCGGAACCAGACGACAGGAAAAGAUAGGGUGUCAAAGCUGCAUGGAGCUGGGUGGACCAUUAGGAAAAGAUCAACAGGAGGGACAGACUGUCUUUAUCCUGCAUCCAUCUAUCCGUUAUCUUUCAUGUAAGGAUACAUCUAUAGAAAAAACCCAAAGGAAAGAAGAAGACAUGGUCAUCUCAGGUCAGCUUUUCCGUUAAUUCUAUGGACAGCAAGAGAGUUUGAUAAAGGAAGAGUCUUGUCAUAGUUACGUUUUCUGUUUCCCGGUGAAUUGAAAUAAAUCAGUUUCCUUCCUCCAGUGACUCUAGUUAUCAUCACCACAUCAACACAUUUGACAUGGCCUCGGAGGGAGGGAUUGAAUUAGUCCUGUGUGUCUCAAGGAACGGAAACAGCUCAACACUGGAGAACCACAGCACUUUGGCUGGUACGUCUUCAUCACUUCAUACAUGAUCAAUGGGAAGACAAAGACUAUAACACUAUGAAGACCAUCAGUCACUGCUGCUGCCCCUCCUUGUUUGGAACAGAGUCAAAGCUGUUUAGUAAACCGUCUUUUUGUACGUUGGCAUGUCAAUUUUCAAUGGAGUAGUGAAACACGUGCUUCAUAUAACAAGUACUAACUGUUGGGCUGGAAAUAUCAGUGGUCUACUAAGACAGGAUUUUUAUCUAAACCCACUAGUUGCCUUAAACAGACUCUGCCAAUUUAGAGAUGUCUUGUUGUUCUUCAGCAUACAGCUCGUGAUCGGCCUCCUGGAUGAUGACGAACACGUUUCUGACCCGAACCUACCAAAGCUACUUCACAUGCUGCUUGUGUUUGCAUGUUUUUUUGCCACAGUCACUUAGUUUGUUUAUGUACGUCACCAACACCAAGGAAACAUUUUCAGUCUAGCUCUUCUCUAAACGAAGUGGUGCCUCAAGCAUUUUGUAGAUUUAUUCUGAAAAGGUCUGAAAGUAGUAUUUAUUCUAUAGGAGCAGUUACCUAAAUCAGGUGGUGUUUGUUGGAUCAGAGCAAAACUAAGGAUGAAUCGUUUUUGUGUCAUUGGAGCCUGAAUGUUGAAAAUAUGCAAUUAAUUAUGCCAUUUGAAGUUAGUUUGCUAUUGCUCUCUUUGACAAAAACAAUGCAAAGACCAAUUACUUUAAUUAUGUUGUUUCCGCACAACAAUUAUUUCUAUAAACCUCAAACAUUCAGACUUAGCUGUAUGGUUGAUAAUUUGUUCUGAAACACUUUCUACCGUAUUCUGUGAAAUUAAAAUCCUGAUAGCCAUCACUAUAUAAAGUAAAAUGAAAAAGAAGAAAAUAGGCCGAUGUCUGUGGCCCUCACAGGACUGUAAAUAAUACGACCAAUAAUUUUGGUCCAACUCACGGGUGAGUUGGAUUUAGGGGCUGACUCACCCAUAAUCUGGUGAGUUUGUUGGACAAUUUAAAUAUAUUUAACUACUUUUUAACACCACUGUGUUCUGUAAAGGUCAGACUGUUAUAAGCCAUAUGAGUCUGUGCUCAUACAGUAAGUAUGACAAUGAUAUCCACUUCUUCCUGUGCCUUUUGACAUGUGAGCGUGGGAAUGUAAUGUUUGCAACAACUCAUAGCCUCAAUCACAACAGUACUCAGCAGUUACACUACCGUGCCUGUGUCUGCAUUGGGACCAAAUCAUUUCACACCUGCUUCUAUUUUAAUGGAAUAAAAAGGGAAAUUGAAUUGUUAAAUGAAGGGCAUGGUGAAGGUACUGUGUUUUGCUUCAUUUUUUUAUGUGAAAAUCUAUGUGUGCUAAAGCUGUCAUGUCAAAAUAAAAGCCCCCCUGGUAAUGAGGUACGUA
Pleuronectes platessa (European plaice) is the source of this 4812-nucleotide messenger RNA. Its product is annotated as inactive rhomboid protein 2. The transcript is spliced from 19 exons. Bases 252 to 2762 code for a protein of 836 amino acids. The record is from RefSeq and is a predicted model, not a curated record. Gene Ontology annotation, biological process: regulation of epidermal growth factor receptor signaling pathway; regulation of protein secretion. Lineage: Eukaryota; Metazoa; Chordata; Actinopteri; Pleuronectiformes; Pleuronectidae. Gene Ontology annotation, cellular component: endoplasmic reticulum membrane. Gene Ontology annotation, molecular function: serine-type endopeptidase activity.